Messenger RNA from Aureobasidium uvarum, 979 nucleotides. Lineage: Eukaryota; Fungi; Ascomycota; Dothideomycetes; Dothideales; Saccotheciaceae. The record is from the annotation of a GenBank genome assembly.
AGACAAAAUGGCCGUUGACAUCGUUGACGACAAGUCUGAGCACUGUAUACCUUUCAUCCUUGACAAGAUCAAGGCACAUUGCGACUAUCACAAGAAAGAAAGCACAGAUGCCCCACCAUUCUUCCNNCUCGGUCUGAACGGAAUCCAAGGUGCUGGGAAGACCACUCUGUUCUUCCCUAAGACAUCAAGGUUCAAAAUAGUUCUCUCGGUUGAUGAUCUUUACCUUCCUCACUCAGCCCAGAAAUCACUUGCAGACUCCCAACCCACAAAUCCACUAAUCCAGCACCGUGGCCAACCUUCCACCCACGACAUUUCCCUUGGCAAAGACAUUUUCUCUCAACUCGCAGCUCGUAAACCAAACAUUCGCAUCCCCAGCUACGACAAGUCUCUUCACAAUGGCCAAGGCGACCGUACAGACCCAGAGACCUGGGAAGUGGUCAACAAGGACGGAGAGCCACCAGUCGAAGUCGUGAUUUUCGAAGGCUGGUGUGUGGGCUUCAGGAGUCUGAGUGACAGAGAAUUGGUGGAGAAGUGGGAGGGUGCAAAGGCGGCGAGGAUUUUCGACAAGGAGGCUUAUCAUGGAAGACUUGCUUCGUUAGAGUUGGAGCAUGUGUCGUUUAUUAACGAUGCAUUGAGGCAGUAUGAUGCUUUGACCGACUACUUUGGUGCCUUGAUCCACAUCGAUGCUGUCGAUACACUCUUCGUUUACGAGUGGCGCUUGGAGCAAGAGCGUGCCUUGCGAAAGGCAAAGGGGACCGGCAUGAAAGACAAGCAGGUCAUCGAAUUCGUCAAUGGCUNNGUGAGUUGUCUGAGGAUCAUAGGUACUUCGAAACGUCCUUUACUGACCCAAUUGUGCACAGACUAUCCAGCCUACGAGCUCUACACGGAAGUGCUUCGUAAAGGCAUCUUCCAGAAGACUGGCAAACAGCUGCGACUAAUAGUCAACAAGCAGCGCAAAGUAGAGGAAGUGGAGAUACAG